AUGAAAAUCGUCAUAAUCACUCUUCUAGAACAGAAAAUUGCAGGUUGUAACGUCUUUCAACCUAGUCAUAUAUUUGACGCGGAGUGGUGCCUUGAUCUCCAUGGUUUUCGUAAUCGCCAAGCGUUUGAAGACCAACUACGUGACAUCAAUAAUUUUAUUACCCAAUACCCCCUAUUGAGCGAAAGAGCAAAGAAGUUCAUCAUGAAAACCUGCGGUGGAGUGUGUCUGUUCAUAGCUCUAAUUUUGAUUAUAACUAUUUACACUCAGGCAUCUUCUUUUAUUUUUCCUGGCAUCAUAAUCGAAAUAUGUCUUGCUGUCGGAUACUAUGUGGCCCAAAGGGUGAUUGAAAACAUAGCAACGAGACGCGCCAGAAUAUUUAAUACUGCUGUAAAGGGGCUGUUCACCCAAUAUAACCUUCGAGAUAAUCCAACUGCCAAUUGGACCCUCGUGUGGCGCACCACUAUCACCCAUUACACGAUAAAUGCAACAUCUAUUGAUGGGAAUAUUAAAGGGGAAAUUACGCCGAAAUUUGCUGAGUAUGUAGAGAUAGUGCUAGAAAUCAAUGACGCACUCUCGGAUCUUACUGCUCAUACCGUUCAUGUGAAAAAUACCGAAGGAUUCAGGUCCUUACCCCCUGCCACUGCCGCCACAUGCACACAUUGCGCACAUUGCAUACAUGAUCCUCAUAACCAAUAUAAGACUCAGUAA
Messenger RNA from Ambispora gerdemannii, 708 nucleotides. NCBI's taxonomy places the organism in Eukaryota, Fungi, Glomeromycota, Glomeromycetes, Archaeosporales, Ambisporaceae. The record is from the annotation of a GenBank genome assembly.